GUGGGGUAGAACAACCGAGUCGUCCUGGGGGCCCGCGGUGGCUGCGCAGGCGCCGCCAAUACAGGCGGGACCGGAAGGAAACGCAGGGCGCCGCCAUGACAGGUUGGUCGUAAAGGGAAUGAGGCAACUUGCCCGGUCUGUGACCGGAAGAAAGGAGGCAGGGACAGCUGAGCUGGGCGCCACCAUGACACCGUGCACCGGAAAAGGCGGGGCGCUCCUCCCUGACUGAUUUCGCACCAGCACCGGCCUCGAGAUGCAGGCGGCCCUGGAGGUCACUGCUCGCUACUGUGGCCGCGAGCUGGAGCAAUAUGGCCAGUGUGUGGCGGCCAAGCCUGAGUCAUGGCAGCGGGACUGCCACCACCUAAAGAUGAGUAUCGCUCAAUGCACAUCCUCCCACCCAAUCAUCCGGCAGAUCCGGCAGGCCUGUGCUGAGCCUUUUGAGGCCUUUGAGGAGUGCCUUCGACAGAAUGAGGCAGCAGUGGGGAACUGUGCAGAGCACGUGCGCCGCUUCCUGCAGUGUGCUGACCGGGUGCAGCCACCACGCUCCCCCUCGACUGUGGAGGCACAGCCGCUUCCUGCCUCCUGAGGACUCUUUGAGCCAUUGGAAAACGAUGUGAGUGGCCACUUGAUGCCCCUAUCCCUGAAGAGUGGCCAGGUGAAGUCAUGAGGACCCUGGAUGUGGGUCUUGCUUCUCUGGACAGCAGGACUCACAAUAAAUAAAGACUCUGUAUACUGGG
Messenger RNA from Hyaena hyaena (striped hyena), 737 nucleotides. RefSeq names its product coiled-coil-helix-coiled-coil-helix domain containing 5 (gene CHCHD5). Bases 254 to 586 code for a protein of 110 amino acids. The record is from RefSeq and is a predicted model, not a curated record. NCBI's taxonomy places the organism in Eukaryota, Metazoa, Chordata, Mammalia, Carnivora, Hyaenidae. The transcript has 4 exons.